AUGACCACCAAUCUACCAUCAACCCCGAUCCUUCCAGACAAACAGAAGCUUGCCACGGAUGGCUCCAACUGGCCGAACUUCAAAGAAGUGAUGGUCAGCAUGGCUCGAGGGCGAGGACUGGAAGGAUACCUCUUUGAUACGGUAAUCCUUCCCGCAGGAUUCGUGGCCAACAACCUCGGUCAUACCCUGCUCAACUCCAUGAUGCCAUCGCCAGACAAAUACACCCUGCGUGACGGAUGGGUGGCCGCAAUGCUAUUCCAGAACAUCAAAGAUCCACGGUCGCACGAUUUGAAGGGGACGGACUCGGCAGCGGUGAUCUGGACAACGUUGGCCCACAAGUUCAAUCGGAGCACAGAGCUCCUCGUCAGAUUGAAAAUGGAACGGUUGCGCACUCUGAACCUGAAGGACCCUCGUUAUCUGAUGUCCCACAUCGACGAAUUGAUCAAGCGACGUGCUGAAGUCCACGACAUUGGGGGGAGCAUCCCGGACCCCAUGAUGUGCACUAUCAUCUUGACGUCGUUGCCCAAAGAGGAGUUUGGAACUGCUCUGAUUUCGCUCCAAGUGCAUUCCGUCGUAGCCCACUUGGUGCAGCACCUACGUGAAUGGUGGGACUUGGUGUGGAAGAAACGUGUGGAAGAGGACGCUACCGGAACUCCUGCCAAUGCACUUGCCGAUGGAUACAACACCAGAGGAUGCGAGAACUGUGGAGUGCAAGGUCAUGAUCAGAGAGGAUGUUGGGCAAAAGGGGGAGGAAAAGAGGGACACGCACCUGGUUGGUGGAAGGCACCUCGUGGGAAAGAGCCCAGCCCGGAACUUGUUGCGGCCCACCGCCAAGCUAAGGAAGCCCGACGAGGGCAGAAUCAGCAUCAAUUUGCAAAUAUGCAGUCAAACGCGCACCCACAACAGCAACAUCCAACUGCGGCGUUCACCAACCCAAUGACGACGUACGUUCUGGCCACAGCGAUGGACGACGGUCUGUCACAGCGAUCAGCAGACCCACCCAACGCAUCUGACCAACCAUUCAGAAUGGGAUAUGGAAGGACAAAUCCUACCGUUCUGAAUGGGGAAGUUGGAUGUGAGAAGGAGGCUGUAGCAUACAGUGCAUCGUCCGUCAGUCAGUACAACAAUAUCAUCCCAACAUUCCUUGACUCGGGAGCAUCAGAGCAUUGCAUCGUGGAGAGGUCGCGUUUUGUGACAUACCGAGAGGUGACUGGUCUCGAGGGCCAAACGGCGGUCAAGUCCGGAGGACAAUUCAGGAUCAGUGGUCGAGGGGACAUCGAAAUGUCAAUUCGACUGGAGAACGGAGAAGAUCGACGUAUUCGAUUUCCAGCCAUCCACACACCUGACUUCCGGAUGAACCUAAUCUCCAUCACCAUGUUGGAUAGCUGA
Messenger RNA from Mycena citricolor, 1389 nucleotides. NCBI's taxonomy places the organism in Eukaryota, Fungi, Basidiomycota, Agaricomycetes, Agaricales, Mycenaceae. The record is from the annotation of a GenBank genome assembly.